Messenger RNA from Phaedon cochleariae (mustard beetle), 1314 nucleotides. The record is from the annotation of a GenBank genome assembly. NCBI's taxonomy places the organism in Eukaryota, Metazoa, Arthropoda, Insecta, Coleoptera, Chrysomelidae.
AUGUCUCAAGACGCCCAGUUGAGAAAAAGCCAGAAAAUGGACUUCUCCAAUCAGCUACCCAUGGUCCAACGCGAAAGGAGCUUCAUAAGGCCUAACAAGGACGCCUUGAAACGGCGAAGCCAAACCAUGUUGGCCAUGCGUGGAAAACCAUCCUUGGAAAUCUACAGACCCCCCAACGUAAGAACCGAUCUCCCCAUGGGAGGCAAACUCAACGUUCACGCGAAGGAAUUCACGAUGAAUCACGAGCUACAAACCUCCAAAUCCAGUGGAAACAUCAACCUAGCCAUGUACGAACCCAUGACCUUGCAGCACUCGAAAUCCAGCGGCAACAUCCUGAGACACCUCAACCACCCCGGCGGUAUUUACCCGCUGAUCCCGGGGAUGCACCUGCCUCUACUACACUCCGCCUCCUCCUCCCACCUCCUCAACCACGUGGUCAGACCUAGCUACCAUCAGUUCCCGCCAGAGCUGAUGGCGCACCCAGUGUUCACAGGCAUGAACCAGCCAACUGUUUACCAAGCCAACUGGACCAACCAGAGCAAACAGCCCAGUCCCAAACCAGCGUCGCUCAAGCGAUCCAAGAGCCUAGGCGCCGCAGAAUCGAGAAACCUAGCUGCGAAGCUGAGAGACCUGGCCAAGGAGGAGAUACAGCUCGAAAUGUUCGCGCCAGAGCACCAAACCAACUUGAAGCUAGCUCUCGAGGAUCCCAACCAACUGGCCUCCAGGACCCUCAUGGACCUGGUGAAGAUCAUCUUGGAGAAGGUCGUGGAAGGCAUCAAGUACAGCGAGUCCAUAGCGAAGCUGUGCGUGUCUAUAAUCGACACGGAGAAGAACCAAACGUUCCUGGAGUCGUUGCUGAACACCUGUCAGCAGUGGUACCAAGAGCGCGAUAAGAUCCUCAGGGGGAUUAAAGCGGGUGAUGGCACCCGUUUCACUGCUUUCAUGUGGUUCCUGACGGAAAUGUGCGGCCAGAUCAAGCGUCACCAGCUUCGGGACCAGUUCGAAGGCUUGCAGCCUGACCUGGUGCUGCUGUCGGUACUCGCGAAGUGCUGCCAGGCUUGCGUUAGCCUGCCUAUUAAGUGUCUUUCUGAGACCGAAUGUUUGUUUUUUGUUUUGACGUCGAUAGGGAGGGACUUGGAGGCGGAGCUGCCGCAGCAGCUGGAACAGCUGUUGGCCAGCGUGAGGGACGGGUUUUUGGCUAGUGCCGGGUCGCCUGGAGUUCGGCGCACGCUUUUGCAGCUGAUCGAGCUGCACGCUUCCAAUUGGCAGCUGCCGGGGUCUUCGGUGCUUUAUUAUUAUCCGAGAAUAAAGUGA